CGCCGGCCUGGCGCUCAGGCUCACCCGGAGAGGCCGUCGCGGUGACCUGUGCGGCCGAUGCAGUCCGGACCCACUGAUGCAUGGCAGCCAGAGCAGGGCCACAACCUGAGUGACACAGACAGGACCUGAUGGUCCAAAGACCACAAGAUCCAGGCACUAAGACGUGAAAAGAAGGCAGUGGCUCAGGAAGCAGCGAUGGAGGGACGCUUGCCCGUGGCCACUCCCCAGGGCCCCGAGGUGGGGGACACUUGGGAACAAGAGGGUCGGUUCACGGACCGGCAGGAGAACCAGGAAAGCUGUGUGAAGCGAGAGGCCACGGCCCACGGGCAAGAGCCCACCAGGGAUGGGGUGCCGGAGGGGGGCGAGCUCGGUGGGGUGCCAGGAACCGGGUCCAGCCCUCCCCCGCCCCAGGCCGGCAGCAGGCCCCAGAGGCGCGGGGCGCCCAGGAAGAACCCCAAGCAGAAGAGGGCGGACUCCGGCGAGGAGGAGGGGGAAGGGGGCGGCCCCCGGAAGCCGUGGAAGUGCGGGGACUGCGGCAAGGCCUUCAGCUACUGCUCGGCCUUCACCCUGCACCAGCGAACCCACACGGGCGAGCGGCCGUUCGCGUGCGCCGACUGCGGCAAGGCCUUCAGCCAGAGCAUCCACCUGACGCUGCACCGGCGCACGCACACGGGCGAGCGGCCGUACGCGUGCCCCGAGUGCGGCAAGGCCUUCAGCCAGGGCUCCUACCUGGCGUCGCACUGGCGCACGCACACCGGCGAGCGGCCGCACCGCUGCGCCGACUGCGGCAAGGCCUUCGCGCGCCCCACGCACCUGGCGCAGCACCGGCGCGUGCACACGGGCGAGCGGCCGUACGCGUGCGGCCAGUGCGCCAAGGCCUUCCGCAACCGCUCGUCCCUGCUGGAGCACCAGCGCGUGCACACGGGCGAGAAGCCGUACGCGUGCGCGCGCUGCCACAAGGCCUUCCGCUUCUCGUCGGCGCUCAUCCGCCACCAGCGCACGCACACGGCCGAGCGGCCGUACGCCUGCGGCCAGUGCGCCAAGGCCUUCACGCAGCUCGCGCACCUGGCGCAGCACCGGCGCGUGCACACGGGCGAGAAGCCGUACGCGUGCCCCGAGUGCGGGGCACCCUUCAGCCAGAGCGCCUCCCUGGCCGAGCACCGGCGCAUCCACACGGGCGAGAAGCCGUACGCGUGCGCGCAGUGCGGCAAGGCCUUCACGCAGGUGUCGCACCUGGCGCAGCACCGGCGCGUGCACACGGGCGAGCGGCCGUACGCGUGCGCCGACUGCGGCCGCGCCUUCAGCAACCGCUCGCACCUGGCGCAGCACCGCCUGGUGCACACGGGCGCGCGGCCGUACCGGUGCCCGGAGUGCGGGGCGGCCUUCGGCCACGUGUCGUCCCUCAUCGAGCACCAGAAGGUCCACACGGGCGAGAAGCCGUUCCGCUGCGGGGACUGCGGCAAGGCCUUCAGCCAGGGCUCGUCGCUCACGCUGCACCGGCGCACGCACACGGGCGAGCGGCCGUACGCGUGCCCCGAGUGCGGCAAGGCCUUCCGCAACCGCUCCUACCUGAUCCAGCACCACAUCGUGCACACGGGCGAGAAGCCCUACGAGUGCGGCGGCUGCGGCAAGGCCUUCAGCUUCUCGUCCGCGCUCAUUCGGCACCAGCGGACGCACGCCGACGCGCCCUGCGCGCGCGGCCGCUGCGGGGACGCCGUCGCCCCGCUGCCGCACCUGACUGCGCCCCCGGGCUCCCCCCGGCAGGAGGCCCCCCCGGGCGGCGGCGGCGGCGACCCUGCGGGAAGUGCCGCAGGCCCGCAGGACGAGCUGAUGCUUAACGGGGACCUCUGACCGGGUACCGCGCCCAGCACUGUUACACCCCGCUUCCAACCAGAUGGCGCCCAAGGGAGGCACCCUGUUCUCGCCGAGGUGCCCGUGGGAAAACCGAGGCCCAGAGAGGCUCAGCGACCUGCCCGAGGUCACAGGGCCAGGACUGGGCUCCACAUCUGCCGGACUGCCCCUUCCCAGCACACACGCUCCCUGCCUCCUGGUUGGAAACUAUAAAUGUGAACCCACGAAAGUAGACCCCAAAGAAGUGUCUGUGUCUCUAGGUAGCCUUUUCAUGGUCGAAGGUUUGAUGAUAACAUAGGCAUUUGUUCAAUAAAUUCAAUUGGAUAAAAA
Hyaena hyaena (striped hyena) is the source of this 2181-nucleotide messenger RNA. It is a transcript of the gene ZNF835, whose product is annotated as zinc finger protein 835. Lineage: Eukaryota; Metazoa; Chordata; Mammalia; Carnivora; Hyaenidae. Gene Ontology annotation, biological process: regulation of DNA-templated transcription. The record is from RefSeq and is a predicted model, not a curated record. Gene Ontology annotation, molecular function: DNA-binding transcription factor activity, RNA polymerase II-specific; RNA polymerase II cis-regulatory region sequence-specific DNA binding. The transcript has 3 exons. Bases 196 to 1851 code for a protein of 551 amino acids.